AUGACACCCAACAUCCCCGAAAUCCUCCUCCUCUGCAUGGACAUCGACUUCCAAACCACCUUCAACUCCACCCUCAAAACAACCUGGCCAAACCACAACGAAAAACUAAAAAUAACGCCAAUAAACGAACGUCUAAACUCCCUCCCAGAAAAAACAACCUUCGACCUAAUAGUCUCCCCAGCAAACUCCUACGCCCGCCUCGACGGAGCCUUCGACCACGCCAUCUCAACAACCUUCAGCCCGCGGGACUACCACGCCCUAACACGCGCAGCGCAGAAGGUUCUUUACGAAAAAUGGCGAGGUUUCGCCCCGCCCGGCUCGUGUACUCUUGUCGAGUUCCCGGAUGAGCUAAAGCAGAAUAAGUACGGCUGCGGGUGGGUGGCUAUUUGUCCGACGAUGCGGGAGCCUGGGGAUGUGCGCUGGGAUCGGGAGGUUGUGUAUGAGUGUAUUUGGAGUUUGUUGUGCCAGGUUGAGGGGUAUAAUCGUUCUACAGAGGUGGGGAAGAUUGGGAGGAUUCUUAUGACGCCGUUGGCUGUUGGGGUUGGGAAGGUUAGUAAGGAGCGUUGGGCGGUGCAGACGGUGUUGGCGCUUAGGCAGUUUGUUGAUGCUGUUGAGAGGCCUGGGAGGUGGGGGAAUUUGGGGUGGAAGGAGAUUGAGGAGGAUUGUGUUGAGAUUGAGAGGACUUGGGAGUUGUGA
This is a messenger RNA of Penicillium griseofulvum, 696 nucleotides long. RefSeq lists its product as uncharacterized. The record is from RefSeq and is a predicted model, not a curated record. Lineage: Eukaryota; Fungi; Ascomycota; Eurotiomycetes; Eurotiales; Aspergillaceae. Bases 1 to 696 code for a protein of 231 amino acids. The transcript has a single exon.